Hirsutella rhossiliensis is the source of this 384-nucleotide messenger RNA. RefSeq lists its product as uncharacterized. The record is from RefSeq and is a predicted model, not a curated record. The coding region runs from base 1 to 384 and encodes 127 amino acids. The transcript has a single exon. Gene Ontology annotation, biological process: response to antibiotic. Lineage: Eukaryota; Fungi; Ascomycota; Sordariomycetes; Hypocreales; Ophiocordycipitaceae.
AUGAAUAUCGAGUUCCAUUCUGUCAUCCCCAUCCUCCGCAUCUUCGACAUCGCCAAGGCCGACGAGUUCUACCUCGACUACCUCGGCUUCCGCGUCGACUGGGACCACCGCUUCGACGAAAAGGCCCCGCUGUACCGGCAGAUCUCCAGGGGCGGGCUGCGGCUGCACCUGAGCGAGCACCACGGCGACGGCAGCCCCGGGGUGCAGGUCCGGGUCAUGAUGGGCGGCCUCACCGAGUACCACGCCGAGCUGGCCGCCACGGAGUACCGCUACAUGAGGCCCGGCAUCGAGGAGGGGCCGGCGCCGGGGAGUCGGGAGAUGGGCGUCAUCGAUCCGUUUGGGAACCAAAUCAAGUUUUGCCAGGAUGACGGAGACGAGAGCUAG